Molecule: messenger RNA, 1087 nt
Organism: Rhagoletis pomonella (apple maggot)
Lineage: Eukaryota; Metazoa; Arthropoda; Insecta; Diptera; Tephritidae
Product: forkhead box protein O-like
Biological process (GO): regulation of transcription by RNA polymerase II
Cellular component (GO): nucleus
Molecular function (GO): DNA-binding transcription factor activity, RNA polymerase II-specific; RNA polymerase II cis-regulatory region sequence-specific DNA binding
Source: RefSeq, a predicted model, not a curated record
UAAACAUUUUUGGAAAAUCUUCGAAAAUACAACCAACGAGACAACCAAGCUAACGAUAGUAAUUUGUUAAUUUGGCGCUGAAAAUUAAUUUUCAUUGUACAAGCCAUAGUGUCACAUGUGUUUUGGUUCUGUUCGACCAUUCAAAAGUGAUAAGAAGACAAACAGCGAAAAUUGAAAAGUAACAGUGUUAAGUGACAUAACAAAAAAGGUAAAUAAAAAUACCAGCAAAGUGUGUUCAGCUGCAUGCAGUGAGAUAAAAGUGAAGUGAAAAGUGUAGCAGAGUGAAAAUUUAUGUUAUUAGAGAGCAAGCACAGCAUAGCGUGAGUGAGAGCGCAGAACUAAAAUAAAUACCUACAUACUUGCAUUCAUUAAAAUUCCGGCCAGCGGCCGAAACUGCUUUGUAAUACCAAAAAAAAAAAAAAUUGACGACAUUGUUUCAGCAACAAAAUAAAAAAAAGUACCCAACGAUUGCAGAGAUCAUCUCGGCGGAGUGACAACGUCGAAGGUAUAUUUGAUUACUGCAACGCUCUUAAGAAAUUUUGAAAAAAGAAACAACGCCAGCUUAUACGCAUCCGCCAAAAUUGCGCAAACAAUUUUCUAUCCGACCACCUAUAUAAAUACAGCAAAACUGCACAUCAUAAACGAUCCGUUUACAAUAAUGGAGGGCUUCGUGCACGAUUGGCCCACACCACCGCCUACAGAUAUUCCCCUGCACAUGGAUCUAGUCAGCGAACUACAGGGCGAUGGUGGUUUUGAGCCGCAGACUCGUGCCAGAUCGAAUACUUGGCCAUGUCCGCGGCCAGAGAACUUUGUGGAGCCGUCAGACGAUUUGGAUAGCACGAAGGCGAGUAAUCAGCAGCUGGCGGGUGGAGAUUCGCAACAGGCCGUACAAAAUAUGAGUACAGCGAAAAAAAAUUCAUCGCGUCGCAAUGCGUGGGGCAAUUUGUCGUAUGCGGAUUUGAUAACGCACGCCAUUGGUUCGGCGACCGACAAACGGCUAACGCUUAGUCAAAUCUACGAAUGGAUGGUGCAGAAUGUGCCAUAUUUUAAGGAUAAAGGCGAUUCGAAUAGCAGUGCCGGCUGGAAG